AUGUCCCAAAAGUAUAUGAGCGCGGUUACGGAAAUAAGAAAAGUAAGCUUUGGAUAAUUUGGAAACGUCAGUCAAAUCGUGUUGUUGUUGCCAGCUAUUUUUGAUGAAUUAUGGAUAAGGUGGAUAACGUGGAUAGCACUGAGGAUGCGGAACCGUCAUCAACAUCCGAAGCCAAAAAGGAAUGCGCCAUAUGCCUGGAAGAGCUGGACAGCAACGUAAAAGCGCUGGAGUGUUCCCACAGUUACCACGAACGGUGCAUCGAUAUGUGGCUCGAGAAGAAGGGAACCUGUCCGACAUGCCGGCACGUUACCAAAAUCGGUCCUCGCCGGCUGAUGAUCGCCGCUAGAAGGCAGGCGCGCAGAACCAGGAGCUACCAGCUGCAGUCCAGGUCGAGUCGGGUUCAACGUCUGCUGGAACGAAUCACGGAGCAUACGGAUGAGUGACGUUUCGAACGUUAGAUUUCAAAAUUCUAGUUUGUAUAUUUUUGACUCUGCUUGGGUUUUAUUAAAACUGUGAACAUCUA
Messenger RNA from Aedes albopictus (Asian tiger mosquito), 523 nucleotides. RefSeq lists its product as uncharacterized. The coding region runs from base 111 to 443 and encodes 110 amino acids. Gene Ontology annotation, molecular function: ubiquitin protein ligase activity. The record is from RefSeq and is a predicted model, not a curated record. Lineage: Eukaryota; Metazoa; Arthropoda; Insecta; Diptera; Culicidae. Gene Ontology annotation, biological process: ubiquitin-dependent protein catabolic process. The transcript has 2 exons.